Molecule: messenger RNA, 5333 nt
Organism: Cercocebus atys (sooty mangabey)
Lineage: Eukaryota; Metazoa; Chordata; Mammalia; Primates; Cercopithecidae
Gene: ERG
Product: v-ets avian erythroblastosis virus E26 oncogene homolog
Exons: 14
Coding region: 347-1378 (343 amino acids)
Biological process (GO): cell differentiation; regulation of transcription by RNA polymerase II
Cellular component (GO): nucleus
Molecular function (GO): sequence-specific DNA binding; DNA-binding transcription factor activity, RNA polymerase II-specific
Source: RefSeq, a predicted model, not a curated record
GAGACUUAGCUUUCUUUCUGGCUGUUUGCUGAAAUUCUUGGCUGUUAAAGUUUGGAGAGGGAGGGACAUGGGUAGUUUUCACUGGGUCGGAAUGGGGAGAGUGUGCAAGAGAUCGCUCCAGGACAGGUUCCUAGAGAUCGCUCAGGGACGGUCGUGACGGCCCCCGAGGGACAUGAGAGAAGAGGAGCGGCGCUCAGGUUAUUCCAGGAUCUUUGGAGACCCGAGGAAAGCCGUGCUGACCAAAAGCAAGACAAAUGACUCACAGAGAAAAAAGAUGGCAGAACCAAGGGCAAUUAAAGCCGUCAGGUUCUGAACAGCUGGUAGAUGGGCUGGCUUAUUGAAGGACAUGAUUCAGACUGUCCCGGACCCAGCAGCUCAUAUCAAGGAAGCCUUAUCAGUUGUGAGUGAGGACCAGUCGUUGUUUGAGUGUGCCUACGGAACGCCACACCUGGCUAAGACGGAGAUGACCGCGUCCUCCUCCAGCGACUAUGGACAGACUUCCAAGAUGAGCCCACGCGUCCCUCAGCAGGACUGGCUGUCUCAACCCCCAGCCAGGGUCACCAUCAAAAUGGAAUGUAACCCUAGCCAGGUGAAUGGCUCAAGGAACUCUCCUGAUGAAUGCAGCGUGGCCAAAGGCGGGAAGAUGGUGGGCAGCCCAGACACCGUCGGGAUGAACUAUGGCAGCUACAUGGAGGAGAAGCACAUGCCACCCCCAAACAUGACCACGAACGAACGCAGAGUUAUCGUGCCAGCAGAUCCUACGCUAUGGAGUACAGACCAUGUGCGGCAGUGGCUGGAGUGGGCGGUGAAAGAAUAUGGCCUUCCAGACGUCAACAUCUUGUUAUUCCAGAACAUCGACGGGAAGGAACUGUGCAAGAUGACCAAGGACGACUUCCAGAGGCUCACCCCCAGCUACAACGCCGACAUCCUUCUCUCACAUCUCCACUACCUCAGAGAGACUCCUCUUCCACAUUUGACUUCAGAUGAUGUUGAUAAAGCCUUACAAAACUCUCCACGGUUAAUGCAUGCUAGAAACACAGGGGGUGCAGCUUUUAUUUUCCCAAAUACUUCAGUAUAUCCUGAAGCUACGCAAAGAAUUACAACUAGGCCAGAUUUACCGUAUGAGCCUCCCAGGAGAUCAGCCUGGACCGGUCACGGCCACCCCACGCCCCAGUCGAAAGCUGCUCAACCAUCUCCUUCCACAGUGCCCAAAACUGAAGACCAGCGUCCUCAGUUAGAUCCUUAUCAGAUUCUUGGACCAACAAGUAGCCGCCUUGCAAAUCCAGACAGGACCCUCCACUUUUCCACCAGCUUUCCACCAGUGGAAAGAAGCCAGCCAAGAAUCAGCAGCUUCUGGCUACCUGGAUCAGAAGGUUGAUGAAGGCAAUGAAACAAAGAUGGAAAAACGCAUCACACAGGCCCUUACCAGAUGCCAGCAUCUUGAUAUUGGACUUCCUAGUCUUCAGAACAGUGAGCAUACAUUUCUUGUCUUUAUAAAUUACCCAACCUGUGUUUAUAGAAACACAAAAUGGAUAGAAAGUUGGUACUGAGAAUUGAGGCUGUUAUUGUAACAAAUAACCUGAAAAUGUGAAAGUAGCUUUGGAACUGGGUAAUCGAUAAAGGUUGAAAAAAUUUGGAAGAGUAGGCUAGAAAAAGCCUAGAUUUCUAUAAACAGAGUAGUAAGACAAUUCUGGAGAGGGCUCAGAAGAAGAGGAGAGCUGUAGGGAGAGUAUGAAACUUCUUACAGAUUACUUGAGUGGCCAUGGUCAGAAUGUUGAUAGAAAUGCUGACAGUAAAGGUCAUUCUGAUGAGGUCUCAGGUGGAAAAACAGGAUAUCUUUUUGGACACUGGAGUAAAGAGCAUCCUUGUUAUGAAAUGGCAAGCAACUUGGUCAAAUUGUGUCCAUGCCCGAGGGAUUUAUAGAAGGUGGAAUUUAAGAGUGUCUGACUAGAAUAUCUAGCAGAAGAAACUUCUAAGCAAAAUAUUGGAGGAGUUGUGCAGCUACUUUUAACUGCAUAUAGUAAGAUCCAAGAGGGAAAAAAUGACUUAAAGAUGAAAUUUAUAAUUUAAAACAAAAGCAGAACAGAAAAAUUUUUUAAAUAUUCAGCCUGACCAUUUAAAGAAUGAAAAUGUGUUCACAUGAGGAAACCAAGGGUGUGGCCAACAAACCGUUGGGUAAGGAGACCUGUACAGAUGGAAGGGGUCAUCAAGACAGUGGAAGGAUGACCCCAAAGGCAUUUCAGAGAUCUUCAAAGCUGCCCUCAAUCACAGAUCCAGAGCUCUCAGAGGACAGAAUGAUUUUGGGGGAUGGGCCUGGAUGCCCUGUAAGGGCUCCCUGUCCAGGACCACCUUGGAUCUCUGUUUUUACAUCCUGGUACAGCGAUUCUCUGCUGCUCCAGCUGUGGUUCAAGUGGCCCCAGUUGUGGCUCAAUCAACUGCUCCAAAAGGUACAAGCUGUAGACAUUGGCAGCAUCUACAUGGUGUUAAUUCUGCAGGCAUGUAGAAUGCAAGGGCUGUGGGGCACAGUGACCUCCACCUAGAUUUUAAAGGCUGUCACAGUCAACCUGGGGGCCCAGGCAAAGACUUGUCAUGGAGGCAGAGCCAUCACAGAGAGCUCUAUUUGGGCAAUGCUGAGUUGAAAUGUGGAUUUGGAUCUGCUACAGGGGCUGUGCAGUGCCUAGUGGAGCCAGGGUCACUUCUGAUACUCCAGAACUGUAGAGCUGCCAGCUUGAAAUAUUAACCUGGGAGAGCUGCUGGUGCCACACUCCAACCCAUGAGACCUGCUAGGUAGACUGAACUCAGCAAAACCAUAGGAGCAAGGAUGCCUGAGUUCCUGGGAGCCCAACUCCUGCCCCAGAGUGCCCAGGACAUGGAGUCAAAGCAGAUUAUUCUGGAGCUUCGGGUUGUUCUCUCUGUUGGGUUUUAGAUUUAUUAAUACCUGGGACCAGUUAUCUCUUUCUUCUUGCCUAUUCUGCCCUUUUGGAAUGGGAAUGUCUACUUUAUGUCUGUCCCAGCAUUUUAUUUUGGAAGCAUGUAACUUGUUAAUUUCCCAUGUUAUAGCUGGAGAGAAAUUUGCCUCAUGAUGAAUCACGCCUUGAGUCCCCCCUAUUUCUAAUUCAGAUGGGACUUUGGGCUUUGGACUUUUGAGUUGAUGCUGAAAUAAGACUUUUGGGGCAUCAAGAUAGAAUGAAUGCAUUUUGUAUGCCAGAAAAACAUUAGUUUGGGUGGCUGUGGUUGGAAUGCUGUGGUUUGAAUGUCCCCUCCUGCCUUACUCUGUUUUCUGUUGCUAAAAUUGAAUAACUGAGACUGGAUAAUUUAUAAAGAAAAUAAAUUCAUUUCUUACAGCUCUGAGGAAAUCCAAGGUCGAGUGGCCACAUCUGGUGAGGGCCUUCUUGCUGGUGGGGACUCUCUGGAGAAUCUCAAUAUGGCUCAAGACAUCACAUGGCAAGGGUGUGAAAAUGAGAGCCACGCUGGCUUUUAAACAGACUCAUUCCUGUGAUAGUCCAUUAAUCCAUGUAUGGAUUAAUAUUCUUAUGAAGGCAGAGCCCUCAUGACUCACUCACCUCUUAAAGGCCCCACCUAUUAAUACUGCUACAUUGAGACUUUUCAACAUACUUUUUGAAGGGGAAAAUUAAUCAAAACACAGCACUUCCAAAACUUGUGUUAAAAUUUAAUGGCCAUUGUGAUGGUAUUAAGAGGUGGGACCAUUAAGAAGUGAUUAAGCCAUGAAGAUUUCACCAUCAUGAAUAGAAUAGUGUCAUUAUUGCAGGAGUAGGUUUGUUAUCAUGAGAGUGGGCUUGUUAUAAAAGCAAGUUUGGCCAUCUCCCGCUCUCUUUUGCUCUCUUGGCCUCUGCCUGGGGAUGACACAGCAUGAAGGCCCUCACCAGAGGCCAGCACCUUGACACUGGACUUCCCAGACUUCAGAGCUGUGAGAAUAAAUUUAUAAAUAUAUUUUCUUUAUGAAUUACCUAGUCUAUGGUAGUCAUGCAACACAAAAUGGACUGAGAGGAAUUGAGGGCACAAUCUGGAAGGAAUGAAGGUGAACUUCAGCAGGAUGGAGAGCAAAGCACAGGACUGGGGAGCAGGAGUGUGGGGAGAGCCAGUGGAGAGAGUACAGGGAGAAGAAGGGGAAGGAGUAUGUGAAGGCAAGACUGGCCUUGGAAGGAAGUAGAGCUUGCAGGUUUUGAGCUUCUUCACAGGUGGAAGGAGGGGAAUGAGACACCUGGCACAGGCAGCUGACAGAAGUGCAGGCAGGCAGAUGAGAUGAACUGGGUCAGGACAAACUUUAAGCCUGUCCCAGGGUUGGAGCACAGUGCUGGAUCAAGGAAAUUCAUGGAUUCUAGUUCUGGGGGUUAUCAUAACAUACAUCAUCCUGGUCCCCAAGUGGCUCCAGUUUUGAAGUAUAUGAACCGUUGCAUCCUGCUUUGAAUGAAAUCCUCAAAAAGCCCCAGAUUUCUUCCAUAUACCUGUCUUACUGUACAUCCAGCUCCCUGUGACUAGGCUAGACCAUGGGCCAUUGAGGGUGACAUUGUGAUUGACAAUGACAACCUUUAGACCUGGAGAAGCAGGGUCUGAGUCACCAAGUCCUGGGCUCAGCCCAGGAAUUGGAAUUUGAUGAAGAUGCUGCUGGAUGCAAGGACCGUCUGACUGUAGGAACGAACUACCGUGAGUAUAGUGAGAAGGUCGGGACAUGCUAUUAGUGCAGAUCCACCAGCUAGAAGGCUGAACUAGCAGGAAACAGACCCAGAGGGUCCCACAGUCUUGCUUCUCAAAGUGUGAUCUGAGCACCAGCAGCACAGACAUACCCUAAAAGAUCUUAUAAAUGCAGUCUUAGUCCCAAGGCAGACUUUUUAAAUCAAAAAUUGAAUUUAAACAGGAUUGCUGGGUAAUUCAUCUGUAUCAUCAAAAGUUUUGAGGAGCUCUGUGUUGGAGAGCCUCUGUGAAGGUAGGCUGAGAGAACAAUGAAAUAAUCCUAGCUAACAGUCAAUUGUGAGCUAGAAAAUAUUAUACACUCUUUAUAAAGAUUUUAAGCUUUACAGCAAGGGUCCCCAACCACUCCCCCAUGCCAGGUCACAGGUGAGUACCAGUCCUGGACUCUUAGUAACUGGGCCACACAGGAGGAGCUGAGUGAUGGGUGAGCGAGGGAAGCUUUAUCUCUAUUUACAGUCACCCCCUACCCCCUUGCUCACAUUACUGCCUGAGCUCCACCUCCUGUCAAAUCAGUGGCAGCAUUAGAUUCUCAUAGCAAACUCUAGAACUGUACAUGCAAGGGAUCUAGUUUACAUGCUGCUAAUGAGAAUCUUAUGCCUUGUGAUCUGUCACUGUCUCCCAUC